This is a messenger RNA of Ailuropoda melanoleuca (giant panda), 6693 nucleotides long. RefSeq names its product arginine vasopressin receptor 1A (gene AVPR1A). Gene Ontology annotation, cellular component: plasma membrane. Bases 694 to 1959 code for a protein of 421 amino acids. Gene Ontology annotation, molecular function: vasopressin receptor activity; peptide binding. The record is from RefSeq and is a predicted model, not a curated record. The transcript is spliced from 2 exons. Gene Ontology annotation, biological process: positive regulation of vasoconstriction; cellular response to hormone stimulus; G protein-coupled receptor signaling pathway. Lineage: Eukaryota; Metazoa; Chordata; Mammalia; Carnivora; Ursidae.
CCGGCUGAAGGGGGUGGGGUCGAGCUCCAAGUUCAGGCGCGAGAGCGCGCGCGCGCGGGUGAACUCGGGAUUUCAAGGUACCUCAUUGACUACAUCUGUUGAAGUCAAAUGGGGAGUUAAGGGGGGGGGGUGGAGGAAAUAGUGGUAAGCCCAGAAAAGGCAUGGCACGUCCAGUUCUCCAAGUUUUUGUAAGAGAAGAGUGGGAAAGCGCCGCCACCCCGACUCUUCAGCUGAGGAGCCGUGGAGUCUCCCAGCCCCACCCCUGCAGCAGUGAUGCAUAGAGGACAAAUCGCCGACGUAGAGAGGAGGAAAAAAAAAAAAAGAAGAAGAAAGAAAGAAACCCCCGGGAGUGGGGAGGAGAGAGGGGGGAGAAUAGGCACGGAGCAGUCUCCAAUCACUGGGACGAGAAGGAGCGCCUUCCGGGGAAACGAACCCCGCAUAAAUAAUUGAGUUUGGAGCCCAGUGCUUUCGGAGGCUCAGAGCGCCCCUCCUCAGCGUCUUCCGAGUUGAGGAAAAACAGCGCAGCGAAAGGGGCCGGCGACGGGACCGAGAGCAGCUCAGGUGGCGGUGGGACGCUGUGCCUGCAAACGUUCGCAAGAGGGACAGCAGAGCCCAGCGAGCCCCGAGGGCAAGGAGCCCUCGCCAGCGGAGGUGGGAAGAGAGCUGCCUCCGUGGAGGCUGAGGAGGCGCUGCAUGGGCAGCAUGCGUAUCUCCGGAGGCCCCGCCGCGGUGUCCGCGGACAACUCCAGCCAGUGGUGGCCUCUGUCCGCCGGUGGUGCCAACGGUAGCGGGGAAGCGGAGGCGCUCGGGGAAGGCCGCAGCCCACCGGGGGACGUGCGCGACGAGGAGCUGGCCAAGGCGGAGAUCGCCGUGCUGGCUGUGACUUUCGUGGUGGCCGUGCUAGGUAACAGCAGCGUGUUGGUGGCGCUGCACCGCACGCCUCGCAAGACGUCCCGCAUGCACCUUUUCAUCCGUCACCUCAGCCUAGCCGACCUGGCUGUCGCUUUCUUCCAGGUGCUGCCGCAGAUGUGCUGGGAUAUCACCUACCGUUUCCGCGGACCCGACGUACUGUGCCGCGUGGUGAAGCAUCUGCAGGUGUUUGGCAUGUUCGUAUCGCCUUACAUGCUGGUGGUCAUGACCGCCGACCGCUACAUUGCCGUGUGCCACCCGCUGAAGACGCUGCAACAGCCAACGCGCCGCUCGCGCCUCAUGAUCGCUGCUGCCUGGGUGCUGAGCUUCGUGCUUAGCACGCCGCAGUACUUCGUCUUCUCCAUGGUCGAGGUGGACAACGUCACCAAGGCCGUUGACUGCUGGGCCACCUUCAUUCAGCCCUGGGGUCCCCGCGCCUAUGUGACUUGGAUGACGGGAGGCAUCUUCGUGGCGCCGGUGGUCAUCCUGGGCACCUGCUAUGGCUUCAUCUGCUACCACAUCUGGCGCAAUGUCCGCGGAAAGACGGCUUUGCGACCGGGGAAGUGCGCGGAGGGCGCGCGUGGCGCCUUCCAUAAGGGGUUCCUGCUGGCGCCGUGUAUCAGCAGCGUGAAAAACAUUUCCCGCGCCAAGAUCCGCACCGUGAAGAUGACUUUUGUGAUCGUGACAGUUUACAUCGUUUGCUGGGCGCCUUUCUUCAUCCUCCAGAUGUGGUCUGUCUGGGAUGACAAACUUGUCUGGGUCGAAUCGGAAAACCCAGCUGUCACCAUCACGGCAUUACUGGCUUCCUUGAACAGUUGCUGUAAUCCCUGGAUCUACAUGUUUUUCAGUGGCCACCUCCUGCAGGACUGUGUCCAGAGUUUCCCGUGCUGCCAAAGCAUGAAGCAAACAUUCAACAAAGAAGAUUCUGACAGUGUGAGCAGAAGACAGACUUCUUAUACUAACAACCGAAGCCCGACCAACAGUAUGGGUACAUGGAAGGACUCACCUAAAUUUUCCAAGUCCGUCAAAUUCAUUCCUGUUUCCACCUGAGCCCACAUUCAUGCAGCCUGACUCUUGUUAUGGACUUUUGGGUCCACUGGCUGAAUCCAGCUAGAAAUCAGGAGAACAAAUGAACUUAUAAGUGAUAAGUGUAAAUCGAUUUGUUGAGGACAAGACUGUGUUUCUAGUUGCAUUUUCACAUUGCUAUGACCAAAAGUUAUGAAUUGUUUUAUAUGGGAUGCUAAUUUAGAAAACAAAAACAAACAAACAAAAAACCAUGCUACAGUAAAAUUUGCAGGCCUAAUUCCCAGACAUAGAAUCGAAGUUAAAUUUCUAAAGGAAAAGUCAUAACCACCCUGGCUUUACAUUCUGUUGGUGGUUUCCUUUCUUUUCUUUUAUUACAGACAUAACUAAGGCUUGCUUGAUCGGUUUAGAAGUCAUACAAUGUAGGGGCAUUAUUUCUGAACAAAGUGAACUCAUCAUUAGUCUUAGUGUUUGAAAGGAAUUAGAAGAAACUUCAGAGAACUUGCUUUCAUCCAAUAAGAGUCAGUUUAUGCAUCUGAAAAUGCAGCCUCACACGAUGGCCUGGAGAUGGGAAGGUGCCCCGGACAAGGCAUGAUUCUGUAAAUCACCUAAAUUUCAAAAUGGUAACAUUAGAACUGGCAGUUCCCUCCUUGUUUUAGGUUCCUCAUGUUUUAUAAAGUUGUAGAAAGCACAAUUAUUAAAAUGCUGAAGGUUAGAAAAAAUAUUGUCAAAUGGCCAAUAAAAUCUUUUUCCUCCCGCUGCAAGGCCAUUUUAAAGUCAGAUUUGUAUAAGGAAUAUCUGAUUUUAUGAGAAGAGUAGAAAUGGAUUAUCCAAAGUACUACACAGACUUUCUCUAGAACAUUGUAAAUAUGUUUGCCCAGUGUUAUAAGAUAUCCUGUGUUAUGCUAGUUCAUGUGUGGGGUUGUUCAGAUUAUUAUUUCAUGUUUGGGGUGUCCAGAUUUAUAAAUAAGAGAAUCUUCUGAAGAGUGACUCAGGAUUGGGGCGCCUGGGUGGCCCAGUCGGUUAAGCGUCUGACUCUCGGUUUCCGCUGGAGUCAUGAUCUCAGGGUCCUAAGAUCGAGCCCUGCAUGGGGCUCCACACUCAGUGGAGAAUCUGCUUGUCCCCCUCUCUCUACUACCCACCCCACUUUUGCUCUCUCGAAUAAAUUUUUUUUAAAAAAUCUUAAAAAUAUGGUGACAGGAUAUAGAAAGUCCCCUCGUGCUUAAUUAAAAAUAAUUUGGUCUUUCCUUCCGGUCUCCCACCCAUCUAACAGUUACAUAGCAGAGGAGAGGCAUGGUUGGUGGAUGGGGGUGGGAUAGUGGAGGAAAAAAACUGUUGGGCACCUAGUAUGGUUUCCCUUGCUAUUCAAUGCACGUCUUUGGCAAAUUACUUAAAGACACAUAAAGCCUUCAUUUCCUUGGCUGUACAGUGAGGUUGAUAACACCUCACAGGGCUGUAGUGAGAGCCAAAUGAAGUCAAGGGUGUGAAAAGAUCUUCACGAUCCGUCGAGUGCUCUACGAACGUGCCAGUUGCUUUUAUUAUAGUCGUCGUGUCUUCAGAAUUGCAGAGCGUUUUCCUGUUUACUUUCCAUUAACCAAAAUUCGUUGGUUUCAUGUCUGGGAUAUGAAAUCCUAAAAUUUAAAUAUAGCUCUGCUGAUUCAUUGGAAAGCACUGCCAGCGGCCACGAAGCCUGACUCCUGCCUAACCAGAGUUUUCCAUUUUAAAGAUAGAACUUGCUUUCCUUUAAAUGCAGGUAAAUCAGAGCCAGCCGAGAGCAUCAGUUUCUUUCAUUUCUAAACAGAGAGAAAUUACAGCCCUACUUGGCUGUUCCGACUGCAUUUUUCAUUAAUGGAACCCAGUGGUUUUUUUCCGAGCUUUUUUGGCUGGCUCCUUCUCCUUAGAGAUCCUACAAUAAUUUGAGGAUACAUCAUAAAUGUCUUGCAUCCCUUAGAGGAAGCAAUAGUUAUUUUAACAGCAUUAUUGUAGCUUUUUGUUUUGUUUUGUUUUGUUUUGUUUUUAACUUUGUAGAUAAGAAGCUGAGGACUGCAUGGCACCGUGAGAACAUGGAAGCUUCGAUUUCACUCCUCUUCAUUCUUUUGCCUUUCCAAAUUCUCAGGCUUGCCCUGGAUGGACAUGCCUUAAAAAAGUUCACAAAUGUUUUAUAGAAAUUAAGCCCGUAGAUUUUAGAAUCCUGCUUUUUAAAAAUAGCCGAUAUAUCUCUUAAAGGGCACUGUAUGCAUGGCACAAUGUGAGCCACCAAUUAAAUGAAUCAGUUCUUCAUUAUUUGGGUCAUAGUAGCAUCUCAGGAACCCUGCCCUUGUGACUCUGUCAGCCCUUAUGACAACUUCUCUUCAACAGUUCAAAACUAAAGCCCUUUUGGUUGUUACAAAGAUAAGCCCAUCCAGUUCCAAAAUAAUAACCUCACGGUUUUUGCACAGAUUGUUUUGAAAUGUUGACAUGUACCUCCAGGCGAAACAAUUCUGCUUGAAUCUUAUUUCUAGGAACAUCUCUCAAAUAAGGUGCAUAUCAACCUACCCAGCUCUGUUCCCUCCUCUUAAAUGCAUCAGGAGACAAGAUAACACAAAAGAGUAGGGGGAAACACCAGAAGAUCCAAGUGCUGGUUCUGCACUAGGCAAGUAGACAGUUUUAUUCUCUGUGAUUUAGGCUGAGAAGCUUAAUUUAGCUAGUUGCUAAACAUCCUUGAUGUUAGGCACCCGGAAAUGGCAUUCAUAUGUCUCAAAACGAUAUCCCAAAUUGGAAGAGUCCUGCCUAUCUAUUUCAGAAGAAAGGAAACUGCAGGUGGUAAAGAAGAAGAGUGUGUUGGGGCGCCUGGGUGGCAGAGCGGUUGGGCGUCUGCCUUUGGCUCAGGGCAUGAUCCCGGCGUUCUGGGAUCGAGCCCCACAUCAGGCUCCUCUGCUUUGAGCCUGCUUCUUCCUCUCCCGCUCCCCCUGCUUGUGUUCCUUCUCUCGCUGGCUGUCUAUCUCUGUCAAAAUAAAUAAAUAAAAUCUUUAAAAAGAAAAAAAAAGAAAAGAAGAAGAGUGUGCUAGGGAGGAAAGAUUCCCCUUUCUUGAAAGAGAAGACCUGAGAUACUAUGCCCAGUGAAGGUCUGCAAUCAAGGAUAAAUGUGUUAUAUCACCUUAUUUUAUUUUGUGGAGUUAUAUGUGUAAACGCCCUGCAAAUACACAAUAUUACUGCAUCUGUGUGGGUAUGGGGACUGUAGCUAAUAAACAAUCCACCGGCAGGGAGAAACUCGUAGUGUCGGCUAUUGGGCACUUGAUAAACAUUCAUUGUUGAUGAAAAAGGAACAUUUUGAAGUAUGUAUUAAGUGACUAAUGGAUUAACUUGGAACAGUAUUUUUAAAGUGUAAAAAUAACUGUGAAGGAAAUCAGUGAAAUUCUUUGGUUAAAUAUAUACUCGCCCUACAUACAGAAUUUCCAUCAACAUCAAAGGAGUCUUAUACCAUAAAUGAGGGAAGGGUGUGGUUUUUAAAAGGGGAAAAAAGAAUCAAGCAAGCUUAAUAACAUCCAGUAUCCUCCUAAAAUCACUACGUUCCUAGAAUGGACAUCAAACACAACUUUAAACUGUAAUCACGAAAGUAAAGUAAUACAAUUAGGUUAAAGUUUGAAGUUUUUCAGGCUCAAACACCUGCAUUUUUUUAAUGCAAUUUGAUCCUUGAAGCUUUAAAUUAUAGCUUCAUUGUUUCAUUUUAACCCUAAGGCAUAAUUAGAGCCAUCGAGGAAGAAGUUGAGCCAAUCCUUCACCCCAAAUAUCAGAGAUUAGGCUCCUUUAAAACCCAAGUCAACUGGGCCUUCAUAGGUUUUCAUACUGGAGGCCACAGCUGUAUUUAGAGUAAGCCCAGGACAGAGCCAUCUGGGAGGUACAGAAGCAGCCACUGUAUCUCUGUCCUCUCCUCCCUCCCUGUGGUCCUUUUAGUACCACUCAGUGUCAUUUGCCAACACUGGUAAUCACGAGUAAUACAGGACAAUAAAUAUGAGAGAACGAACCUUUAUUAUAACUUGACCUCAGCCAAUUGGAGCAAAAAUCCAAAGCCUAUUUAUAAGAAGAGGUCUUUCCUUUGAGUCCCCAAGACAGACUCAAUAGAUUGAGUCACACAAAUUAUGUGAUCCCACUGCAUAUGUAAGAAUAUUAUUCUAACUCAAUUUUUAAGCACAUUAAAUUAUCAUGAACGAAAAAAUAUAUAUGGCCCAUAGUCUGUCAGCAUCAAAAAUGUAUAUGAAGGCCAAAAAUUAAGUGCCGUUCUUUUUUCUUGUUUUAUUAUGCAUAUAUUUAUAUCAUGUCUUUUUUACAUUGAUUUGUAUUCUAAAUAAAAACAAAAUGUUAUGGAGUGAAUUAAAUAUUUUUAUGUUCCAAAUUUGAGAAUAAAUCUGAUAGUAAUAUCAGAAUAAUUGGUAAUUAUUAUUAAUGCAAAACAAUUAUAUAUAUUACAUAUUAUUAAUAUAAAAUAAUCAUUAUUAUAACAAAUUUACUAAGAGUUAAUGUUGUAUUCCAUUUUGGGAAUUUUCAAAUGUUCUAUAUCCCCUAGUUUAUUAUGAUAUAUGGAAGAGUUUUAAUGUGUUUUCUUGAGGUAAUUGUGUGGUUCUGGUUUUGAGGGAUGUUGAAAUGGUUUGUGAUUGUAUCUAACAGUCCUUUACAGGAAAAAAAAUGGCGUGUCAUAUUACGUUGAAAUAACGUGUAUUUAUUCCCCACUUUUACUGCGUAUUGGCUUGAUUCUAUAAAUAAAAAUAUCAAAUUUAUUUGAAA